Molecule: messenger RNA, 2740 nt
Organism: Asterias rubens (European starfish)
Lineage: Eukaryota; Metazoa; Echinodermata; Asteroidea; Forcipulatida; Asteriidae
Product: probable serine carboxypeptidase CPVL
Exons: 14
Coding region: 112-1551 (479 amino acids)
Biological process (GO): proteolysis
Molecular function (GO): serine-type carboxypeptidase activity
Source: RefSeq, a predicted model, not a curated record
CCCAUGUCCACCAUGAUGAGUCAAAUUUGUGCUAUUUUGAUUUGAUCUGUCUGCAGUUGUUGGUUGCUCUGUCCGCUCUGUCUGUCAAGUAUUUCCGUUUAAUUUGCCGCAAUGUUACUUCUGAUGAUUAUUGCGAUCCUCAUGUGUGGCAUGGUUUCCUUGCCUUGCAGCGCACAGGCUUACCGCGGACCAUUCCAGAAAAUGUUUGCAGCCAACCCGCCAAAGUACGCCAAAAAGACGGGUGCUGACCCAGGCCAGCCCUUGUUCCUGACACCUUAUAUUGAGGCAGGCAAAAUCAAACAAGGUCAAAGAUUGAGUCAAGUUGGAGUGCUCAAUGGAACUACAGUUGCGAGUUUCUCAGGGUAUCUUACCGUAAACAAAGAUUACAACAGCAAUUUGUUCUUCUGGUUUUUCCCAUCACAGUCUGAUCCAGUAAAUGCCCCAGUGUUACUCUGGUUGCAAGGUGGUCCAGGUGGCACCUCCAUGUUUGGUCUCUUUGCAGAAAAUGGACCUUUCACUGUUACAAAGGACCUCAAAUUGGUACCUAAAAAGUAUGCCUGGACCUCUAAGUAUUCUGUUCUGUACAUUGACAACCCGGUUGGAACUGGAUUCAGCUUCACUGAACAUGACCAAGGUUAUGCCAACAACCAGUCUAUCAUUGCUGCACAACUAUACAGUGCCCUUCGGCAGUUUUUCACACUGUUCCCUGAAUAUCAGAAAAACGAUUUUUAUACAACUGGUGAGUCCUACGCCGGAAAGUAUGUGCCCGCUCUGAGCUACCUCAUCCAUCUUGAGAAUCAAUGGCCAAGCACCAAAGUCAAAAUUAACUUAAAAGGAAUGGCAGUGGGUGACGGGUUCACAGCUCCGGAUAAGCUUAUUCCAGGCUACGGUGCAUUCAUGGCAGAAGUUGGGAUUGCUGAUUUUACCCAGAAGGGGAAAAUUGAUGAAAUUACCUCCUACAUUGUGACUCUCAUUGCAGCAGAGGAGUGGGAGUUGGCUGCGAAGGUAAUGGAUAAGCUUAUAAAUGGGGAGAAUUCCUUCUUCAAUAAUGUGACUGGCAUGACAGAUUACUACAACUACUUGAGAACCAAUUCACCAGCUGACCAGGGUUACUUCAAUAGGUACCUAGCCCUACCGGAGGUGAGGAAAGCCAUACAUGUGGGUAAUCUUACCUUCAACAAUGGGGACAAAGUUGCUGAGCACCUUCGAGAGGAUUUUAUGCAGUCGGUCGAGAGUACCCUCGCAGUUCUCGCCGAUGCCGAUUUCAAGAUUCUGUACUACAGUGGUCAACUUGAUGUCAUAGUCGCUGCUCCGCUCACAGAAGCCUUCCUCAAUCAGCUGCCGUGGAAAGGUCGUGACAAAUAUCUCUCAGCUGAGAGAGUUGUCUGGAGGAUCUCUGGUGACACUGAAGUAGCUGGCUAUGCAAAGAAAGCAGGGAACCUUAUACAGGUACUUGUGAAAGGGGGUGGGCACAUUCUGCCAUAUGACCAACCACGACGCUGCUUUGACAUGAUUGACAGGUUCAUCACUGGACGACCUUUUGACCUUUAGCCUGUGAAGGCAGAUUGUAUUACAGGUAAUCAAUUGUGUUUGUCGGGCACAAUUCUUGUUUUGUAUAUAGGACCCAUACAUCAAGAUUGAGGCAUUCUGAAAUUUUACUCAUUGGUUCACGACUAACUCAAAGGAUCAAGUUUUUGUGCACACAGUAGGAUUUUAUGCGCAUAUUAUGUUGGGUCCAUAUGGACUAAUCUGCCAUCCCACACUAUUUUGUCAAUCUCUCUCUAAAGCAACGAGUGCUUUAAGUACAGCUACAAACUGAAGAUGGUGAAGUAUUGCAUGGGUUGGAAAAUGAUUAGGACCAAAAUGCUUUGCUUGAAUUCCUGGCAAGCAAACCAUCAAGAUAUGUUUCUGUAAAUGCUCAUUUUGGGAAAUUAAUGGUCAAAAUAAAAGUAACUAUUUGGUGGAUCUAGUUAAGUCUACUUUGCUAAAGUGAGUUUCUAAUUGGCAAGGCUGAAACAUAAUGUAUUGUAAGAUUGUAAUUGCAAACAAUGCUUCAUAUAUGUUCAAAGUUCUUAAUGCUCUGUAAUAACAUCAUUGUUGCGUUUUUAUUUUUAUUUUAUUUUUGAAUGGUGCGGUUCUACAACGGCCAUGGUAUUUUACGCCUUUUCCUCUUUAAAUUUUUACUGGUUGCAUUUUUCUUAUUCUGUUUUUGUAUCUUGGAUAGUUUUCUGGAUCGAUAUAUUUUACGGUGGAUUUACUAAAUGUGUUUGAUUUAUCAUAUAUAAACAUUUCUGUUUACUUGUACUUGUAUUUUUAAUCAUCAUAUGUUGUGGAUUUUAUUUUUGACCUUUAAAUCAUUAAAAUGAUUUUGCUUUUUGUGGUUUAAUUAUAUAUAUAUUUUUCAAAGCGCCUGGGAGCAUUUUGAAUGGAUUUGGCGCUAUAUAAAUGUGGUUUAUUAUUUUUUACUACUGUAGUAAAUAAUUUCAAAGGUACUAAACAGGAUUUGUAGAUCUGACAAAAUAGUUGCAGACUGUUCAUGUCGUGAUCAACCAAUUCAAGAAGUAACAAAUCUGUGCAAAUUUGGAUUUAAUUUGCUGUGUCAGCCAAGUGAAACUUGUGAUGAAACAUAAUUAUGACAAUGUUUAUUCUAGUCAUUAUGAAAUCAGCAUUCAUAAAUACCUGACAGUUUCGCUAUUCCUAUUGUUGGAGGGCGCGUCACGUGGGUGUGUACAAAUCUUUG